UUCAGGCGCAAGUAUGUCAUAUCAAAAUAAUUUGCAUGAUACUUGCAAUAGACAAGAUUGUGAAACAAUUAUAAAACAAGAAUACACUUGUAAUGAACAUAUAGAAAUAAAAUAUGAAGCAAUCGAUGAAAAUGAAACGACUGAUAAUUACGAAAAUGUACAAAUUAAACAAGAAUAUAUACCACCUAGUGACAACCAAACACAUACUAAUUACGAAGUAUCAACAGUUAAAGAAUAUAUAAAUGAUAUGCCUAGUUUUUCUAUGGAAAAUAUUAAAAAUAAAGUAAAUGAAACAAUAACUAAUGUAUAUGAUGAUAAUAUAGAUAUUAAACAUGAAAAUGAUAUACAGGAUGUUGUUAAUAAUGAUGAAGUUAGUAUGGACAGUAAUGAUGCAGAAGCAUUACAUAAUGUUGAGGCUUGUCUACAAGAUGAAAUUAAAAUUAAAUUAGAGAAUGAAUCACAAGAGGAAAAUGAAAACAAUGAAUUGGAGCAUGUAGAGAUAAAGAAUGAAUUUGAACCAACAGUUACCGAAACUACUUUGAUAUCCAACGAAAUAAUUAAUGCGACUACAGUAAUUAAUCCUCAAGAUUGUGUAACAAAUUCACAAUCAACAAGCACUUUAUUUAUGGAAAUAUUGCCUAUGGAUAUGCACCAGGAGGUUCCACUCGGUAAAGUUUGUAAUUCAGAAGAAAUACUGUCAACAUCUCAUGACAAUGAUUCAAUGGACUACACGGAUUCUUUUCAGCUGAACUCAAUAACGGGCAAUAUGAUGGCAUUAGAACAAGAAGUUUACGGACUUUUAGAAGCCAAAAAAACAGACACUAUUUUUACAUGUUCAAAAUGUCCAAAAACUUUCAAAAGUUAUGCUUAUCUUUCGAAUAUACACGAAAAAUAUCACAAAACUAUGGAAAAACGUGAAAAAUUUAAAGCAAAAAGGUUAAAAUUGAAAAAUGCGAAACCAGUGAAAAAGGAAAUUGAGGUAAAUGAAAUAACACCCGUAGAUAUAUCCGUCAAUGUUAACAAAGAAGGCUACGAAUGCACUUGUGGUAAAAUUUUCCAACGCAAGACACGAUUGGAGACUUGUUUACGAUCACACAAAACAGAUAAGGAUCUCGAUUCAUAUUUGCUCUGCGGCACAUGCUGUAAACAGUUCAAAGAUAAAGAAGAAUUGCUUUUGCACAGAAAACGAAUGCACAGAAAGCUUUUGUUUCCGUGCAAAUUUUGUCCCACAGACUACAAAAAUCGGAAAGAAUUAUUUAAACACUUGCAAAUACAUCAGAAAGUUCAAGUAAUGGAGUACAAAGUGUUAUCAGAAAUAGUGAAAGGAAAGCAGAAGUUAAAAUGUUUUAUGUGUGCAAAAACUUGUACUGAACUCUCCGAAUUAAAGUCUCACGUUAUGUAUGACCAUAAGGAACCUUAUAUAUGUCCGCAUUGUAAUGGCACCUUUUCGAAAAUAAUAGAUUUCGGUAAUCAUACGAAAACUGACCAUCCCGAAGUGGAAGGGCAGUCGGUGUUGGAUGUUUUAGAAGCAUUUUCUAAAUUAAUUAAAGCUUGGAAAUGUGAAGACUGCAAUGUACAAUUUCACGAGGCGGAUAAGCUGGCGUUACAUAAGAUAGAAAAGCAUAGUGUUGAUCUGAAAGUGGAACCUCAAUUCCAGUGUAUUGAUUGCCGAAGGGUUUACAUAACUCUUAAAGGUUUAAUGUCACAUAGACGCAUUCAUCACAUCACAGAUAACAUGGAAGAUUCUGGAAUGCACGAGAAAGGCGUCCUGUGUAUAGAAUGUAGGAAGGUUUGUAGAGAUAUGGAUGCGUUAACGUCUCAUAUGCGUCUACAUUCACCUGAUAGGAAGUAUCCGUGUAAAUUUUGCGAUUUUCGAUUCGCAACACCAGCAAAAAGGAAAGCCCACGCGGAAUUGCAUACGGGUGAUAUGAAAUAUGUUUGUUUCAUUUGUGAAUACAGAUGCAGUUCGGUAAAUAGAUUGAAUCAGCACAAGAAAUCAGCAAAACAUCUUACCAUGAAGAAUUUCUUGUCGAGUGGCAAAGCUUUAGGAAUUGAGCAAUCAACAUCUAAAACUGAAAAAGAUCCAGAAAAUGAGGAAUGGGUGGUUGUGAAAGGUGAUGAAAAUGAUGAAGACAGUGGUGAUGAUUCGUCAAACGCGGGUGGUGAAGUGACUUGCGAUAUUUGCGGUCAAACUUUCAACUCAAAGUCCAAAAUGCUGAAGCACCAAAAGACACAUCCGUUCAUUGAAAUACCGAACGAGGAUAAACCGACAAGGAUAUUUUUUAAAUAACCUUCAGCCAUUGUACGAGAUAGAUUCUCAGAUGGCAACACUUGCCUAUUGCUAGAUAAGUAAAUUGUUGAUUAUUAUGAAUUCUAAAUGAUAAGAAUAGGUCAAUGUUUCUUCAAAUUUUUAAGCUGAAUUUAUAAAAAUUGACUUGUUUUAGUUUUUAAUGUCAUAUUUAC
Molecule: messenger RNA, 2463 nt
Organism: Papilio machaon (common yellow swallowtail)
Lineage: Eukaryota; Metazoa; Arthropoda; Insecta; Lepidoptera; Papilionidae
Product: zinc finger protein 271
Exons: 2
Coding region: 14-2290 (758 amino acids)
Biological process (GO): regulation of transcription by RNA polymerase II
Cellular component (GO): nucleus
Molecular function (GO): DNA-binding transcription factor activity, RNA polymerase II-specific; RNA polymerase II transcription regulatory region sequence-specific DNA binding
Source: RefSeq, a predicted model, not a curated record